GCCAAAAACCUAUCGAUUUUAUUUCGUUGUGCGCCUUUUUGCUCCAACUUUCAUACGAAAUUAAUGUACAGAAAUGCAACGCGGUAUAGACUCGUUCUUCAAGCGGGUUCCCAGCAAGAAAACCAGCGACGAAAAUGCAACAUCGCCGCCAACGCCGGCACCUCGCAAACGAAAGGCCCUCGUCAUAUCCAGUGAUGAGGACGAAGUGCCCGCCAGUCCGCAGAUAAGCAAGCACGGUAAGGAGCUAAAGAAAUCUCGGCGUACACACGACGCCCAAGACAAUGGACACGCCACCAAGAAGCCCUCGCUGUCCAAGUUGAAAGAGCAGCCCAAGCAGCUGAAGAAGGUCAAUCCAUCUGAGUUGUUUGGCGGCGAGACUACGCGUAUAGAGGCGCCCAAGCCUAAAGAGCGUAGCCUCAUUGAAAUGGAAGACGAGGCCAUUGAUCGCAGUCUAAUGGAGGUGGAUGUGGAUGAGCCAAAUCCCAGUCCCGUGGCCAGCCACAAAAGGAGCAAGGCCAGCAGCCCAAAGCCUAAGGCUGAGGCCAAGACGCCCAAAACAGAGCUUAAGACGCCCAAGUCAAAGACGCCAAAACAGGAAAAACAUGCGGAUCUGGAGAGCAGCGUGCUGUCCGAUGAGGAGCGGCACGAGCGCAAGCGCAUGGCCGCCGCGCUUUAUCAGAAGUACAAGAAUCGCAGCAGCUGCCUAAAUCCGGGCAGCAAAGAGAUACCUAAAGGAUCGCCCGAUUGCUUGAAAGGAUUAACAUUCCUGGUCACUGGCAUACUGGAGUCAAUGGAGCGUGAUGAAGCCGCAUCGGUCAUUAAGGGAUUUGGUGGACGUGUCAUGACAGUCGUAGGCAAAAAACUCAACUACCUGGUGGUGGGCGAGGAGGCAGGUCCCAAAAAACUAGCCCAAGCCGAGGAGCAUAAUGUAACAAUACUCAGCGAGGAUGGCCUCUUUGACUUGAUACGGGAAAAGUCGGGCGAAAGUGUGAAAGCGACGAGUCCUGAGGUUAAACAGGAGAAGAAUAGCAGUCCGAAGAUAAAGAAAGAGCACGAGAAGAGCAGCUCAAAAGUUAAAAGGGAGCAUGAAGAUAAGAUAAGUCCGAAAAAUAAGAAAGAGCACGAGCAAAAGAGCAGCUCAAAGAUUAUGAAGGAACAGGACGAGAAGAUGGGCAGCUCGAAAGUGAAGCAGGAGCAUGAACAAAAGAGCAGCUCAAAGAUUAAAAAGGACUCGCACGAGUCGAACAACAACAGCUUCAAGCAGGAGCCAAGCAGUAACGACUUAAAGAUGAAGCGUGAACAAGGUUCCAGCGCACAGAUUAAAAAGGAACCCAACAACAAUGUGGAUGUGGUUAAACAAGAGGAUGACAGCAUGAAUAUGGCUUUGGUGGACAAGUACAAGCCCACUUCAAUCAAGGAGAUUGUGGGCCAGGCAGGACCGAGCAGCAAUGUAACCAAAUUGAUGAACUGGCUGUCCAAGUGGUAUGUGAAUCACGAUGGCACCAAGAAAACUCAGCGGCCCAAUCCGUGGGCCAAAAAUGAUGAUGGCAGCUUCUACAAGGCAGCUCUACUCUCAGGUCCGCCGGGUAUAGGCAAAACAACAACGGCGACACUGGUGACCAAGGAGCUGGGCUUCGAUGCAGUGGAAUUCAAUGCCUCGGAUACGCGCAGCAAGCGUCUGCUCAAGGAGGAGGUGUCCAGCCUGUUGGGCAACAAGUCGCUAGCUGACUAUGCCAAUGGCAAGACGCAGGCGGUGUCCAAGAAGCAUGUGCUCAUCAUGGACGAGGUUGAUGGCAUGGCGGGCAAUGAAGAUCGCGGCGGCAUGCAGGAGCUGAUUGCCCUGAUCAAGGACAGCUCUGUGCCCAUCAUAUGCAUGUGCAAUGAUCGCAAUCAUCCCAAGAUACGCUCGCUGGUCAACUAUUGCUACGAUUUGCGCUUCCAGCGACCGCGCAUCGAACAGAUCAAGGGGCGCAUCAUGAGCAUAUGCUUCAAGGAGAAAAUCAAAAUGACACCAGCCAAGCUGGAGGAGAUUAUAGCCGCCACUAAUAAUGACAUAAGGCAGACCAUCAAUCACAUUGCGCUGCUCAGCGCGGGCGAGCAGCUACCAGAGAAAUGCUCCGCCAAUCAACAGGUAGCCUCCAAGGACUUGAAGCUGGGCCCUUGGGAGGUGGUGCGCAAGGUCUUCGCUGCCGACGAGCACAAGCACAUGACCAUCUAUGACAAAUGUGAUUUGUUCUUCCACGACUACAGCAUGGCACCGCUUUUUGUGCAGCAAAAUUAUCUUCAGGUGAUGCCGCAGGGCAAUCGUAAUGAGAUUCUCUCCAAGGUGGCAGCGACUGCGGAUGCACUCAGUCUGGGCGAUAUGGUGGAUAAGCGCAUACGCGCCAACUCCGCAUGGAGUCUGCUGCCGACGCAGGCCGUGUUUAGCUCUCUGCUGCCAGGCGAAUAUAUGUGCGGCAAUUUUACGGGUCAGAUAAAUUUUCCCGGCUGGCUGGGUAAGAAUUCGCGCAGUAACAAACGCUCACGUCUCGCCCAGGAGCUGCACGAUCACACGCGCACCUGCACCUCAGGCUCCAGGCAGUCCGUGCGUCUGGAAUAUGCCCCGCAUUUGCUAGCCAAUAUUGUGCGUCCAUUAGCUGAAGAUGGCCAGGAAGGCGUGCCCGCUGCGUUGCAGGUCAUGAAGGAUUAUCAUCUGCUGCGUGAGGAUUUGGAAUCGCUGAUCGAACUGUCCAGCUGGCCGGGCAAAAAGUCGCCAAUGGAUGCCGUAGAUGGGCGGGUCAAGGCGGCGCUUACACGCGCCUACAACAAGGAGGUGAUGGCGUAUUCCUAUUCGGCACAGGCCACCGUCAAGAAGAAGCGCGCCGAGGCUGCAGUCGAAGAGGAUGAGGCGGGUAUGCUAUAUGGCGAGGAGGAAGAUGGUGGCCAAAUAGCACACUCUAGCGAUGAUGAGGAUGACGACAAGCUCGAAUUGGAUGGGUUGAUCAAGGCCAAAAAGAAGCCGGCUGCAACAGCUAAAAAGUCAGGUGGAACAGGGGCAGCCAAACCCAGAGCAAAAGCCAAGAAAUAAAAAGUUCCUCACGUUGUUUAGUUAAGAUAUGCAGCCAUUAAGCGAUAUUUCUGCAUGAUUUUUUUUAUUCAUUUAUAAUUUAAACGCCCAAAAUCAGAUGUUACAAAAAAAAUUAUAU
Molecule: messenger RNA, 3185 nt
Organism: Drosophila hydei
Lineage: Eukaryota; Metazoa; Arthropoda; Insecta; Diptera; Drosophilidae
Gene: Gnf1
Product: replication factor C subunit 1
Exons: 3
Coding region: 74-3067 (997 amino acids)
Biological process (GO): DNA replication; DNA repair
Cellular component (GO): DNA replication factor C complex; nucleus
Molecular function (GO): ATP hydrolysis activity; ATP binding; DNA clamp loader activity
Source: RefSeq, a predicted model, not a curated record